AUGGACUCCAUGACCGACUCCUCCAAUUCGCUCCGCAGCAGCGACCUUCCGGAAAUGUUUCGGCCGCCCGUGAACCGCGCGAUGCGUGUCUUGGACCGCUCGUUCUUUCGCAAGUCGGUGCCUCUGUCCGCUGCUGCGGUCUUCCAAAACUCAGACAUUUCAAAGGUGCGAGCGGAGCUACACAAGAGCCGGGACCUGCUGGCUGUGCCUCGGCUCAACUGCAUCCGGGACGUGACAGACCAGGACGGGCAGAUAAAGAAAGCUCUGCUGCUGCGCGAAACUGUCAAGCAUGACGAUAAGGAAACGUGGUCACCGAAGAUAAGCGAGCUGGUGGAGAAGGGAAGGAUCGCAAUGCGGCCGUACGACCUGACGCUGGACUAUGAUUUUUGGACGUACGCCGAUAUUAUCUCCUCGAUUCUACCGGAGGACGAGCUACAAGAGAUUCCGCAGGGAUUUACUCAAGUGGGCCAUGUGCUGCAUUUGAACCUUCGCGAGCAAUACCUCCCGUACAAGUUUCUCAUUGCGGAGAUUCUGAAGGACAAGAACAAGGCGAUUAGGACGGUGAUUAACAAAACCGAGGAUGUUGGAUCGCAUAGCGAGUUCCGCACAUUCCCCUUCGAGCUUCUGGCGGGUGAUAAUGAUUUGAAUGUUGUCCAGCACGAGCAGGACUGCGAGUUCCGCUUUGACUAUUCCCGCGUCUACUGGAACAGUCGUCUGGAAACGGAGCAUCGGCGCCUCGUGGAGAAAUUCAACAAGGGCGAGAUGGUUUGUGAUGUGAUGGCUGGCGUGGGACCGUUUGCUGUGCCUGCCGGCAAGAAGAAGAUCUUUGUCUGGGCCAACGACCUCAACCCACACGGGUACGAGGUGAUGCAGGACGCAAUCAAGAGGAACAAGGUGGAGGGCUUCGUCACACCGUUCAACAUGGAUGGCCGGGAAUUCAUCCGCUGGUCUGCCAAGGAGCUCCUGAAGGCCGAGCCGGUGACCGUUACCAUUCAUCCCAAGGUGCGGCGGGACAGAAAAUCGGACAAUAAAGUCGAGCAGGCUCCCCCGCCUCAUCCGGAGGAGUAUCACCGUCCAGUGUUCUUCGACCACUACGUGAUGAACCUCCCCGCCACGGCGAUCGAGUUUCUCGAUGCAUUCCCCGGCGUCUAUGCCGGCAACGAGUCGCUGUUUGCUCCGCACACUUCCCAGCGUCUACCUAUGGUCCAUGUAUACUGCUUCUCGGGCCAUUCCGAGAACGAGCUGGACGACCACAUUGACAUCUGCCAGCGGAUAUCCGAGCGUAUUGGAUACACUAUCACGCCCGAGGAUCGGAUCGGAGGCAGUGGGAAUCAGAGCAUUGAGCUCUCGAUCCACAAUGUGAGACUGGUCAGCCCUAAGAAGCAGAUGUUCUGUGCUAGCUUCCGUCUGCCUGCGGAGGUUGCGUUCAAAAAGCAUCAACAGUAUAGAAAAUCGUACGUGGAAGGCGGUGAACAUGUCACCGCCUCAAACUGCCUUGCGCCCUCCACCUCGAAGUUUUCCCGCUUGGGCAUGAGCUCAACGUUCAAGCUCCGCAUCCCUCGUCUGUCAACCUCGUCAACCUUCCACCGUCUACGGAAGUACACACCGAAGCAUUUUCCUUUACGAAUUCAAGAUUUAUCAGGCAACAAACCCAUCAUGAGCGUCCAGCUCCCCCCAGCCACGCACCGCAAGCGCGCCCUCCCCCAGGGCGAACUCGAAGCAGCCUCAACCCUCAAACUCGGCGCCGAUCAAAACACACAUACCCUCUCGCUGUCCGAGGCACGGCUCGUCAUCAACAAGGUGCUGGAGAAUAAGCGCCGUGGGGGGAAGAAAUAUGAGGAACCGGAGAAUCUUACCAAGACGCUGGACUACCUCGAGGUAUUUGCGCGGUUCAAGGACGAGGAGAACAUCAAGGCCGUGGAGCGGUUGCUGAACUCGCAUACUGAGCUGGAGAUGUUCGAGCGGUCGCAGCUGGGGAGCUUGUGCUGCGAUAAUGCUGAGGAGGCCAAGUCGCUUAUUCCGAGUUUGCAGCAUAAGAUCUCCGAUGCGGAUUUGCAGGAGCUGUUGGAUGAGUUGACGAAGCUGAGGAAUUUCACCGAGUGA
Molecule: messenger RNA, 2103 nt
Organism: Aspergillus pseudoviridinutans
Lineage: Eukaryota; Fungi; Ascomycota; Eurotiomycetes; Eurotiales; Aspergillaceae
Product: tRNA(m(1)G37)methyltransferase
Exons: 4
Coding region: 1-2103 (700 amino acids)
Biological process (GO): DNA-templated transcription initiation; tRNA N1-guanine methylation; mitochondrial tRNA methylation
Cellular component (GO): RNA polymerase complex; mitochondrial matrix; cytoplasm
Molecular function (GO): nucleotide binding
Source: RefSeq, a predicted model, not a curated record